AUCUUGGUUUGUUGUCUUGAAUAUAGAUAUAUUGGCUCCAUCUUAUUGAACCAAUUUAGAAUAUAUUUAAUCAUUAACUAUUAUUUAUUUCAAAUAUUGCGAUAGAAAUAUGUUUAACAAAGAAACGAAACCAUAUGAUGAUGUCAUUUAAACGAGAAUUGACUUUAGGGAAAGAAGAUGGCUGCCACUGAAAAACAGUGGUAUGUCGGAGAAGACGGUUGUAUAUCUGUUGGAGUAUCUGCCAGUGCCGUCACGUACCACUCCGCCUUAAAUUCAAUUAUAGUAUCAACAAAAGAACCAUCUGUAAAAAUAUAUGAUGUUGCUUCGGGUGCUUUAUUGCAAAAAUCGGAUCUGUCAGCAAAUACAAGUGAUGCCAUUCAUGCCAUAUAUUUACCUGGAAAAGACAAGGUGAUAUUUGCUGAUGAUUAUUCAGUGGGUGCUAGAAAUGACCUGCGAGGUAUGCUCCUAUUGGACACUGCUUUGCAGACACCCAUCAACAAAUCAGAGGACCAAGUCAAAGUGGAAAUUCCACUUGCCGAGGCUGGACAGUUCCACAAGGCAUUAAUGAAUGCAGAACUCCCUGGGAUAGAUCAUGUUGAUGAAGUUUGUAAGGAGCUAGAGAAGAAGAUAGAUGCAGUUCAAGAGGCAACAAAAGGCCACUUAAAAGCAGCAAAAUGGGCCACUAUUUGCUUGGAAUUACCACUCACCACACUCAAGGCUGUUUGUACAGGCUUGGUGAACGAGAUGAAGAGGCUUAGCAUGAACAAUCCAGGUCUGUCUGUGGCCUCAGCUAUUGGGGACAGACUGAACUACCUCCUCCCAAACAACGGGGAGGGGUGGAGCAGCACCGUGGAGAGGUCCAUGAUGUACAGCGAAGUGGCACGGCAGAAAACCUUCAGGACAUGGCCUCACAUGAAUUACAAAUGGGCAUUGCCUGAUCCAAUGUCCCAGGCUGGAUUUUACCAUCAACCAAACUCAAUGGGAGAUGACCGUGCAAUGUGUUUUACCUGUAACGUGUGUCUGGUGUGCUGGGAGCCGACAGACGAGCCCUGGUCUGAGCACGAGCGACACUCACCAACCUGUCCCUUUGUUAAGGGAGAGUACACUCAGAAUGUUCCACUCGCAGUCACCUAUGGUAGCCAGCCUGCAAAAAGACACAGUGAAAAUGAUGAUAAGAUUGAGUGUAUGAGUACAACUGCCACAGAAAAUUUUGUAGCAACAUCAACUCUGAAUGGGAAUAUAGUGGUUUGGAAUGUAGAUAAAAUACUAAAGAAGUACUGCCAGUUUAAUUUGGAUCCCUCUAACCCUGUGAUAGCCUUGAAGACAGGACUUCAGAUCGAGAGGCUGUCUGAAAGAUCUCCCAAAGCUGUAGAUGGUGAUGAAUCUUUGCAUGAUGAAACUGAUGCCAAGCCUGAGAAUACUGUGAAGAAAGUAGAGAAUGGUGUUUCUACGGAAAGUGGUGGUGAACCAUCUACUGCCACCACCUCCACAAACAGCACCGCAGAAACUCUGUACGAACUGCCACAAGAGAAGCUGGAUAAAUCGGAUGGACUAAAAACUAGGAAUAGACCAUGUGAAGAUGUGUUAGUAAAGUCCAUGUGUAUUGUAAGGAAACCUGUGACAGAGAAAAGCUCAACAGAAAAAAGUAAUGGAGCUAAGAUCUCAAAGGCCAAGAAAAAGUCCAGAUCGAAACCCCAUCCCACCCUCUUCUGUGGGGUGUCUCUAAGAAGGACGAGGAUGAGUUUGCCUCUGGAACAGAACAAUGUGGAAUGUGAAACAGAGGAGGUGGAACUGAUGAACAAAGUGAAUGAAGUGGUGAGCAGUGACUCUCCCCAGAUCAUAUCCUCAGAGGAGGAAAGCUUCUGUGGGGAGGGGGAGUUAGUAGACAAUGAACUGUUACAGUCCACGGUCUUCAUUCCGUAUCUGCUGGUACUGGCCCUGAGGGACGACGUGCGCAAGGGGAUGAAGCAAAAAGAGAAGGAACAAAAGCGGAUGCUACCAAGUAGUGCUAGUUUGAAUAAUUUAAACGCUGUGCCAAAUUUAGGGUCCAUUUCCAUGAUGAAUCAUGACUUCAGUUUGAUGGACCCCAUGUUUGAUUCUGACCCCGAUAUGUUGAUCGGUGUAACCCCUGGGCCGGUGAGUUUAACAUCAGAAGGUCCGAGCAUAGGAAUGUCUAACUCAGUGCCCGAUGCCAAGGUUCCCACAGUCAGUAAGCCCUCUGGUUCCAGUAGACACACGAAGACCGGGAGUGUUUUACAAUGUGUGGAACUUCCACAGAGAUUACAAAGUGACAGGUUCAAAGUCUCCACUAUCUCUCCUAUAUUAGACGGACAGCACAUUCUAGUUGUAGUCUCACCAGCAGAUAGACUCUCAAAGUCUUCUACGAAAAGCAAAUCUGUUUCCGUGAUCUCGGAUUCUUCUCCCACUAUCGAGGCUUCGGGUUCAUGUGAUGAAUGUUUACCGGUUAACGUAAACAAUGGUUCAAACUCGAUAGCGAAUUCCUCUGAAAACAUUUCAGAGCUGUCGAGCUCGCUCGAUCAAUGUCUCGGAGGCUGUGUCCUGCUGUAUAAGUAUAAAUUCAGCGAGGAUUACGCACAGUUGGAGGAGACCCCAGUGGUCACAAAGUACCUAGAACAGGCUGAACUAUCCGUCACUAGUGUUAUUGUGCUACCACAGGAAUUUAGUGAGUACCAAGAGAGAGAGGAAGAGAGUCCGGGCCCAGAGUCACUGGCAACAAAUAGUGCUAGCACCCAGAUGGCGUACCAUGUUCCUGGCCAGGCUGUUGUUACGCUGAGUAAUGGAAAACUGUGGUUGUUGAACUUGAAUGAUUUAAGUGUGGUAGCUGAGAUUUCACCCCCGGAACCUGAGGAAAAAUUUGUAUCAGCAGCUUACUGCACAGGUAUGGAAAGGUUGUGUGUGUGUUCAGCGGAGGGCAAACUUCACUUCUAUCAGUUGAGUGAGGACAGUCCGGUUCUAUCGGAGUCCGGCUCACUGAUGGAUGUUCCGGAUGGAGUGUGUAAUGGAGAAUCUCGCUUAGAACCGGAUCUCUCCUCCAGUAAUACCGAAUCUACAGAAUCGAAGGAACAUCUGGAGAAAAAUAGCCCAGGUACUGAUCUCCUAGCAAAGAAAUCUUUGACAGUUGAGAACCUGAUGCUACUUCAUAAUUUGAUACAGUUUGAGAACCUGAUGCCACGAUUCACAUCCACCGUCCCGUCGUGCUGGACUGAGAUACAACAGGAACAGCAACAGAGGCGCCACCCUCAGCAUCUACAGCAUCAGGGGGAGGCAACUCAGCACACCCGCACCUGGAAACUGCAACCAGACAGUUCCACUUGGGAUGAACACCUGUUUGAAAUCGUCCUACCACGUCCCUGUUGUGUGGGCCAUGUCGACAUCAAGUUCUCGUUACACCCAAUGUGUACCUCUCCUCCCGACGUACAAAUCACACUGCUGAAGCAAAACGUAACUACCCUGGGCCGGCAGUCCAACACAAUGCAUCCAGCAGAAGUAGACAAAAGUAUCGAUUUUAAUAUCAAUGCCUUCUGUCAGGCUGAAGAAGAGAACACAAACUCCAGCUGCACUGAGAAAUCCAAUGGCAGAUUUGGCGAGAACAUCAACAGUGUUUUGGAUCCGGAGUUUUUGGAGGACCACAAUGCAGAGAUACUGUGCGGGCCGGUCAAUUUGGCCUCGUUUUUGGACUUGUCCGGGAAUGGUGGCCUGAUAACACUGACCAGUCCACAGUUGUUGAGCACCAAGCCAAAGGCAUUCCUCCUGCACAUCAAAGGGUUUCACAGCAAGAACGAUGACAAGAACAAUGAAAAACAAAGGGAAAUGAAAAAGAAAUCAUCAUCCAGUUCCUCGACACAGAAGAUGAUCGUUAUGAAGUCAGCGUUUGAUAAAGACAUAUUUAUCCCCACCAGCAAGGUCAAGGAAGCCAUGACAGCUGUACCGAGGCCUAAGUUUGCUGACAACUUCAGGGGCUGUGACUGGAUACAGGAGAUUUCUGUGACCAUUAGAAAAACAAAGAGGACACAGAUUCCUAAAGAAAGGCUACAGAGAAGCACAAUGAUAGAAAACUUGAAGUUCCACGAGCGUUUGAUGUCAGCAGUGGGAAUGAGUGAUGGUUAUGUCUUUAGUGGGAUCAGCUCGGAUUGCUAUCAGAACAUGGCACUGGACAUUCUACUGUGGAUAUCGGGAGUCCAGAUGAAUGACCCCAUUAGGAGAGCUGCAAUGAAGACAAUUCCCUACACACUGAAGACACAUCUACAUAGUGUGGUGAGGGCCUGUUUUAUACAAGGUACCAGGACAACAGCUCACAAGUGUUCCCGUCUACUGGCUAUGUGUAUGGAACAGUGUAAGAAGAUGGCAGACCCAGACAUGGCCAGUGGCUUCAUACAAUGUAAAAUGGAAAUGUCUUCAAUCCAUGCUCUCCUUAAAUCCAGAUUUGGAUUGUAUGGUCAUCCAUUUGACCCUGACCUGUUUGACAUUGAGCUGCCCUUGGCCCUGAAGCAUACAGUGCCCUCUGUGUCUUUCUCAACCCUCAGCAGCAGUGGGAGUAACUCCACCACCUCAGGGAACACCAACAACAACCUGACGGCCCCCUCUGCCUCCUCCUCAGUCACCGACGAACUGGACUACUACGACCUAUUUAACCCGCCCUCGGACAAAUCCCAGAAGGUGCAGCUGGAGUAUGCUAAAGGCAGUCUGUUUGGGCUGAUGGAAGUGGAACCUCUGCACUUCACGUGUCAUUCCACCAGCGAUGGGACAAAGAUGGAGCGCAUGGACAACAAUUCAACUUCCCAGAGCACCUCCAUAGGGACCGCAGGAUUGUCGGGGACGAUUAAUUUCGGGGAGGGGAUACCACCCCAGGCGACUGGAAAUAUCGGGGCCUCGACUCUGGCUUCUCUGUCCUCCAGCAUGGCUGUGACAAAACAACACUUACAUGAACUCAGUAGUAAAUCUUACCCAACUUUUAAGCAUAAGAUUAUGCACAUUAAGCAGAUUUUGUCGGAGGUAGGGAAGAGUUUACCCCCUGAAGGGAAAGCGACCAGUAGUGACCUGUUGAUGCCCCCAACUCCAAAGUCCACCCCAAUGGUCAUCACUCCCCCACUGACCCCACCUAAUGAAACCUUCUUACAGGGCCAAGGAACGGCCACACCUGCUAAUGAUGGGAAGUCAGACAACAAUAAACAUUUCUCGGCUAAGUCCGCUCUAGGAGGACUACCUAAUGCCCAGACUCUGUUACAACAGCCCCCACUACAAGUUCUAGUCAUUGAGAGAAUGCACUCAGGUGCUCGUCGGUUUGUGACCCUGGAUUUUGGGAAGCCUAUUGUCCUGACAGACGUGGUGAUUCCGGCCUGUACGGAUCUAGCUUCUCUGUCUAUUGAUGUCUGGGUACAGGGGGAGGAAUUAGAUGGGCAGCGAUUUGUGGUAGCCUCCGAUAUAGGAGUCAGAUCACUUAUCAUGACCGACAUCAUGCCACCCGUAGUAUGCAGGUAUCUGAAGAUAACAACAAUUGGAAGAUUUGGAAGUGGAUCAACAAGAUCCAAAAUUCCCAUUGGUGCUUUCUACGGACACAGCUGUCUUCUGCCGUGGGAGUGGAACAGCUACCUGGAGCAGCGGUCUUCAUCCACCACGGGAUCCCAGUCUGAACUCCCAACUCAAUCCCAGAUGUUAGCUCAGCUAGGGAUCUACAUGUCACUGCUAGAGGACAUACAGUGUCGGUACAGCCUAGCGAGGACAAGGCUGGAAUCUCUACUGGCGGGGCUGGAUGGCCAACAGUUCGCCAAUACUCACAUCCAGUACUUCCUGAAGAAAAGCAAGAAACAAAACGAGGAGGACAACAAGAUCAUACAGAGUUACAAUGACUGUCUUCAGUUACAGGUGCAGCUGAACUUGGCCAAGAAAGCCACCGAGAGACUUCACACGGCGCUAGGGUUUAAUGUGCCCAAAACUGACUAUGGGGGUAGUGUUGUGGAGAGGAUCCAGCACGCGUGUACGGACAAAUUGAGGUUUGUACAAGAGUGCUUGUUGGAGGUUGUCCUCAGCAUGACCAGCUCCUCGGCCAGUAUCCCCCAGCCCCCCGUGUCCCUGUAUAACCUGAUGAGUCCCCAGGCCGCCGAGAUGCUGUUUAAGAACCUGUGUGUUCACGGCACUAAGAAGAUUCAGAUCAGCUGUGGGAUGCUGUUAAUGAGGGUGUGUGGCAGCCAGCCCUGGUGGGGAAGCUUCCUGGGAAACGUCCUCAGGGAGUUCUUCCAUUCUGAAAAUUCGCAGAUAUUUCCACAAGAUAGAGUGUUUGUGCUGCUGUUGGCAAUGGGCCAGAAAUCCUUAUCAGGACCUAGCGCUGUCUCAAUCAUGGAAAGUCUUCUAGACAUGUUAGCUAGAGUGUUAUCUCCCUUGGUGGCCGGACAAGCAGGAAUGAUUGACUUGACCCUUGUUGGUUGGAUUCUCUUGUUCCUGUGUAGAAGUUUAGACCACACCUCUCUCAAUAAUGAUGACAGUUCUAAAGCAGCCAGAAGAGAGAAUGGAAAUUCCCUCCCGAAUCGCUGGAACUUCAUACAAGGAGACCACAACUCUGCUGGGUCACUGGCAGCCAGCAAUGCCAAGGCCAAGUCCACCAAGCUGGUGCGGGGGUCAAGGUUAUCCAUGCAGAAGAGGAUGCUACAUCACAAGCAGAAGUUGAUGGAUCUACAGCAGGCCCAGAAGACGUUCUUCUCCACACACCCAGACAAGGCGGCCCAGAACUCCAGUAAUACACUGCUAAAACAGCAGGAGAAAGAGUUCAAAAAGGAGCUGUCCAAGUAUGCCUCCAAGCAUAUAAAAGAUAUCAUUCACAUGAGAAGAACAGAGGUGGAGAUGCUGAGAAAAAUGGGCCCCAGAGCUGAGUGUGUGUCCGAGUCGGAGAAAAGUAACGGGGAGGUGGAUCAAGAGGGAGUGUUACUUCUGUCUAAAGAGAAGACACUGAGGGUAGUGAGGGGGCUGAUGUGUCUACUACUGAGUAUGGACUUCACCUGUAAUGUGGAUCUCUUCCUCAUCACAUGCAAGGUGAUAGCCACUGUGUGUGUGAGUACCAGGCCCGCUAUCACCCUGGCUGAGGCUAUGACCCAGGAGCAGCUAGAGAGACUGAUUCUACUGGCCUCUAACCUGGAGUUUAGUUACGGGAAUGUCAGCUGGGGUGGGCCUUGGGCGGGGCACGCAAUUACAUGUCUCCUACAGGACAUACUGGACGGUGAGAGGUUCUAUCCUGCUCACCUUGACUCGAGCGUGAGUGACACUCGAGAGGAAGCCACAGGAGGGUUCACCACCGAGACAGACGAGAGUCUCCCCCACAGUGUGAGCCUGCCCACAAUGGAGGAUCUGGAUACAGACCAAGACAACAGUGUACCCGAUACACCAGAGAUGGAGCUAUCAGACAGUAAGGAGGAGCCCUCUAAGAUGGCCUUUGACAAAGAGUCAUCACUGAUGGUGGACCUACUUCUGGACGACAUGGAUUACGAGGAUGACGCCUCCGCCAAACUUCACGCGUACGUGACUGGGGAAUCUGUCGUACCUCCACCCCCACCCCCUCCUGAACAAAUCCUCUUUGAAUCUGGUCUGCCUACCUCCAGUUUGAAUGGAACACUGGAUGUGGCCAAUUCAAUACCUGAGACUGAAGAUAAGAAAAAGGAUGUGUUUAUCAAAAAAAUCGUGGACAAGAUCACAGAGCGGGAUCGAGAAAGUUGGACAUCAGGGUCAUCUUAUCGCAGUAGUCUGGUGGCCGGAGCCCAGGGAAUGUCCACUGCCAUGGACGCUAGGCUGGAGUUUGGUUUGGAAACUCAGGCUGAACUCAGGUUAAAGGUAAUGCUGUCACUGCAUACUGAGGGGGUCCAGCAGGCAUUUAGUAACACCCUCCCACCAGCCCCCUAUGUAGGUCACUCCCUGUCUUCAGCCCCGCCCCCCACUGAUGAUGAACUGUCACAGGCCACCGCUUCAUUCUCACAGUCAGAGGUAUCUUCAGCUGAGAUGUUGAGUUCCUGCUACAACAACCUGUUAUGUCACCUCCUCCCUCAGUGUUCUAACCUGGACUCCCUCCUACAGCUCUGGCUGACCCUGAACAGUGAGGGCAAUACCGACGCCUCGGGGGGCCCUAUAUUCGACUCCUCCAGGACUCCUCUGAUUCUCCUCAGCUCCUCCUCAGUGUCCACACUCCUCGAGGUCCUCACGGCUAUCCCCAGUCUCCCCAUCAGUUCCUGGGUGCUGGCCUUCCAGAGCCUCACCCUUAUAGCCAAUCAGAGGAUUCCCGGUCUCAGCGAGGUGGGGGAGGUGUCCAUGAUUGUUCCUUUAUUGUCUGAUCCUAACUUGAUCAGUGUCAUCAAGAAGUUUUUGUCAGGGACGUCAGAUAAUGGGCCUACUGCUUCUUCUGUUCAGUUCUCAACUGUUGGUCCUGCUGCUACCAAAGCAUUCUAUGAAUUUUUAUUACGACUUUUGGGAAAAUGUCCUCAAGACUAUCAUCAGAAAUUAAAAGAGCUGAUGCUGAAAUUAGUCUACACUUUAAGUGCUGAAAGAGGGGCUUUCCAUUGUGGUCUGGGUCCACUAGAUGCUCAGUGUAAAUUCAUGGACUUUAUCUUGGAUCAGACAUAUGAGAAUGUAGACCUGAGUAAUGCCAUCAGUGUUAUCGAGUCUAUUAGCAGUUUAGUCCACCAACACAUUCUGUGUCAGGAGAAAGUUUCUUGUAGGAGUACCUCAGAGAACUCUGUCAAUGCCAGGUCCUGUUUUGGGGGACUUUUUGCCAGUUUCCUGCGGGGUGGCGAUUCGAAGACUUCCGAUGCCAGCAGGGACCUCCUGAUGUGUAGUCUUCUGAAACUUGUAAACAAUCUGAUUCAGAUUCAGUGUAGUUCUCCCAGGAAUGCCCGUGGAUCCUCUGUGGCCAUGGACUCUUCAGCUACCGUGGAACCCAUGACGCCCACAAACAUCAGCAUGUCAGAACCCGUCCCAGAUUCUGCCAAAUUGGAGCAGGCCCUGGCCACCUCUACCCCGACCCCAGGGGUAAGGCUGUCGGAUGAGGAAAAGAGCCAACAGACCGACGAACAGAAGACAGAAACUCUCAACACUCAGGCCUAUGUCACAGACUUAAUCCUGGGCCACCAUCAAAUUAUGUGCAAUCUGAUACAGGCCCUGAGCUACUGCAACAGUAACACGAUGGCUAUGAUUCUGGGAAGCCGAGGAAUCUCCAGCAACAUGCAGGAGACGUUUACUGGGGGUGAACCGAUCUCGGUGGGGGACGGGAUAUACCAGAUCCUGGUGACCUUAACCAGGCUGUGCUCGGACAGCAGGUGUGUGAUUGAGUCCCUGUACAAGUACCUGUCCGGUUCAUACAGCGUCAGAACACAGCAGUCCCUGAACAAACUCUCUGAACCUCUCCUGUGGUUCAUACUCAAAGUUCUAGAUAGUGCUAGAUCAAUUAAUACCUUCUUAGAAAUGGGUGGAAUAUCUAUAAUCUGUCAAAAUCUAGUCAACUGUAACUGUCGCAUAAUAAGCACAAACCCUAGUCUGAUAUCUACCAUAAUGCAGAACCUCAAUGGCCGAUCUCGCUUAGAGAAAAAGAACAGUGAUUUUGAGUCCCCAGAUGGCUUACAAAACUUUGCUCCACUAGGAUACAUCUGCUCCAGUAGUCCCACUGCCAGUCCGGCCGAGGUCCUGAUACAAUCCUCUCCUCCACACAGGAGAGCUCGCUCGGCCGCCUGGUCCUACCACUUCUACCCUGACGAGGCAUGGGUGGAUCUAACAAUUCAGCUGCCUUUUGCUGUCUUACUCAAAGAGGUCCAGAUACAGCCCCAUGGUACAUCACUCACAACCUGUCCCUCAAGUGUGUCAUUAGAACUGAGUCAUGACGGAGUGACCUCUACCCCCCUCUGUCACCCCCUGAUGACCAGCAGUCUGGCCUUCAUCAAGCUGCAGUUCCAGCGGCCACAGAUAGCCACCAUGGUGACCAUCAGGCUCCACAAGGCCCGGGACUCCAUGACCAUCGGGCUGUCACAGAUCAUGCUGAUGGGCUACAGUGCCUUCGGAGACUCCAGCUCAGCACCUCAGAAUGUGUUCAUGCCAAACGAGGAUUAUGUUGCCAGGUCAAGUGUUCGUUGGAUCCGAUUGUUACAUCACUGCCUGACAGCCUACAAGGAGGUGGAGGAAGCUGUAGCUAACAGCGCGGCUCAGAUCCCCAAUCUGAUGAACACCUGCUCGGCCCUGCUGGUCUCCCCUAUAUCCAGUGUGUACGUCCCUAACAUUGAGGAGGUCCUGCUGUGUCUGGGACUCCACUCCGUAGACAUGGGGCUGGCUCUUGUGGACAACAUACUCAGGAGUCCCAGCAACAGGGCUAAUUCAGGUUUUGGUAUGCCAUACCUUGGAAAAGUUAGUGGCCAGGCCAAUGAAUCCACUGUGGAAUUGCUGUAUCAGCUAGGAAUGGUCCAAGACCAUGGAACAAGAUUAAGAGUUCAGGCUUUGUUGAGCUGGCUGAAGGACAGUGCCAGACUGGCCCUACAGAGGUCCUCACUCUCCACUUCUGAAGGAUACAGGAGAGUUCAGCAGGAGUUAUCUUCCCUUCCUAGUCCCGCCCCCUCCCACAUACAAGUGGUGUCGGCCAUUUUGUGGCAGAGCAAUGAUCUACCUGUGGAGUAUGAUCUCGGUGGUCUUGUUACCAGGGAGCUAGUCAGUUUCCUUUAUGAAUGGUCCACAACUCUGAAAACCGACAAUAACUUGAAGCAGUCGGUAGAUUACAUACUGUGUGCUAUCUGUCACAUCAACCCCGAGUACUUCUCCCAGAUCCUGUUGUGGAUGGGCAUCACUGUGACCGGAGAAAACAGUUUGUCGGCCUCCAUCAGCGACGACCGCAAAGACAACUCCCAUCUCCACCAGGGCUCCAUGACGGACGACUCCAAGGACAACCGCCACCACCGGUCCAUGACGGACGACUCGAAGGAGGCCAGCAGUGCCCAGGAGGGACCGCGGUCUCAGACCCAGGAGAGGUUCCCCCAGGACUUCCAUCACAUCACCCUGGAGGAGUCUUGUCUCUCCACCCUCGCUCUGACCUGUCAGUCUGCUGUGGCCAUUAAACAGUUACUAGAUUCAGGAUUUCCGGCCGUGCUGGCCCAGGGCUUGUUUGAGUUCUGUAACAAAGUGAUAUUUCAGUUCACGGAGAAUUAUUCACCUCCAGAGGGAAUGACCGAUGCCCACAAGUCCAUGUGUGACGAGGGUGGGGCCUCAGGGUCAGUGCUGGGAUCCAUGUCCAGGACUGUGUCAGACAAAGCCCUUUGGAUAACAGCAGACAUGGUGCCCUCUGUUCUGUAUUUCCUGGCCAAGGUUUCCACUGAGCCGCUGAUGAAAGAUUGGUUGGGGGGACAUGAGGGGAACAUCUUCUGGCCCUCCCUACUGACCAUGCUGUGUAAUACACCCAUACAGUCCACUACAGCUCCAGCCAGCAUUCCCAGGGAAGGGAUCAUGACGAUGGAGAAUCGAGGAAGCAUUGAGUCAGCUGCUGUCUGUUUCUUCACACAAGUCAUGUCCUGUCACAUCAUUAACCAGCUGUUGUUUGCCAAAGUCUUAUCAGAGGUUAUUAAAGAGCAGAGCUCCUCCUCAAAAUCAGGUCAGCUGUUGGGGAAUUUCCCCCUCUCGGGAUUCACCAGGUGUUUGUUCCUUCAGGCCUUGUUGGAGGAUGAGAAGGUCCUGGUAGUGCUGAAGUCUGGCCAACAGAGUGGGAAGAUCAUGAUGCAGCCCAAAUUAAACAACGGUGUACAUCACCCCCGCUUUACUGGGGGACGUAACACCCAGGUGAUGUUGGUCAGUCUUCACACAACGAUCAGCGAGAUAACAAGCAAAGUCACAGACCUUCCUCUCCUUCCUGGUCAGUUCCUGGAGAAAGCAUCAGAAAAAAGUGAUGAAUCCAAGAAAGACAACCUGAGUAAUUAUACAGAGAUGGCCAGCUAUCUUUCCAGUUCUGUGGUAGCAGCUAGUAUGGCAGCAAAGGAGAAGAGAGAGAAAGAGGAUAAGUCUGGGAAGACAUCUCUACCCCCCAGACCCCCAACUCGCCGAGGGAGGCAGAACCUGGGAAACUCCAGCUCACAGAUGCCACUUCCCACUCUAGGCAUCUGCCACAAAUCCAUGCCAAACACCUCCUUGCCAGGGGAGUUAACUCUAUCCCAGCUGUUACAGGUCCUACACCAGAGAGGACUGCAGCACGGACUUAAUGUCCUAGAGUUCUCCAUUAAACAAGACGAGAAAAAGGACACCAACCAGCCAGAUCAAAGUGAGCGAGAUGGCUGGGGGGACUUGGAUGAGGAUCAGGCCCUGACCACUGUGUCCCCCUUCCCUACCUCCCUACAGGUGUUCGCCAGUGUGGGGGGCCUGGCCCUCCUAGCUGAGCACCUGCCCCUGCUGUACCCCGAGGUUUCUAGACAGUCCAUCAUGCAGGAGUCAGGCCUGGACAACAUGAUUAAGAACAUGUCUAUAGCAGAGGAGUGGUCCAUGAUUGAACCUUUCCCAGAGGACUUCUAUGAGCAUUAUGAACUCUCUCAGCCACUGGUAGCCAAAACCAGCAACCCUCCUGUUGCCUUGCCGACCAUUCCUCCUCAUUCAUUGGUCGCUUUUGGCUUGUUCCUUCGACUUCCUGGAUACGCUGAGGUCCUGCUGAAGGAGAGGAAGAAGGCCCAGUGUCUGCUGAGGCUGGUGUUAGGAGUCACCGAUGACGGAGAUGGAGGUCACAUUCUGACAUCCCCCAUCGCCUGCUCCCUCCCCACCCUGCCAUUCCUGGUCCUGAAGUCUCUGUAUGACAGCUCCCCCCUGACUACAGAUGACGGGGUGCUGCUGAGGAGGAUGUCCCUGGAUAUCUGGGCCAUACACCUGAUCCUGGCCUGUCUGUCUGUCCUCAGUCACCACGCCCCCAGGGUACCAGUCCAAGGCUUCCAACAAGAGGCCCAGUUGAUCUUGUCUGCCAUGCAGUCAGCUAACACCCCGGCUAGUGUCCCGGUCCAGACCCAGACUGAGGAGAAAUCCCAGCAGUACUGGGCCAAAGGGACGGGGUUCGGGACCGGGUCCACCACCUCCAGCUGGGAUGCGGAACAGGCGCUGAUGAGGCAGAAGAGUGAGGAGGAGCAUGUAGCUUGUCUGUUACAGGUUCUUGCCAGCUAUGUAAACCCAGGAGGUGAUAUCCCAAAAGAGUUUGAGUCCGAAAACUUUACCUCCCCGGCCGAGAAAUCCCUGCUCCCUGACGUGAUUUAUGAACUGUUAAGUCAGUCUUGUAUAGUCCCCGCCAUAUCUUCCUAUCUCAGAAAUGACUCUGUGUUAGACAUGGCACGUCACAUUCCUCUGUACCGGGCAUUGCUGGAGCUACUGAGGGGGAUAGCCGUCACCCCCUCCCUAGUGCCCCUCCUGCUUCCACUGGAGAAGGACAAUGGACCUGAAUCGGCCACUUCUGUAGGGGUGCUGCUGGACAAGAUGAGAGUGUGUGUGGAUACAUACGCCAGCAGAUUAAAAUCUAACAAAGCCAAGAAUGAGAAUGGCAGUGUAGCAGAAGAGGAGGAGAAUGAGGGGCUAGCCAUGCUGAUCCCCAACAUACAGGAGACGGCUAGAAUUGUCAAGAUCGCCACAGAGAGACUACAGAAAUCCACGGAAACAGAGGGAGCCAGUGAAGAAGCCGGUAAAGAUAAAUCGGGGCAGGCUGGUCAGGCCAGUGCAGAGGAGCAUUACAUGACCAUCAUGCAGGAGGAGCAGUUUGGAUCUUUUGAGUUUGUGUUGGACGAUUCAAGUGCCGUUAAAUUCACCUGUUCUCAUCACUACGAGAAUAAUGUGAAGGCGGCAGGUGAAGUAAGCAAUGCCUCUCGAACACGUCGCCUCGCUCAGGAAGCUACGACCCUAUCUACCUCACUCCCCCUCUCCGCUGGCAGCAGUGUGUUUGUCAGGUGUGAUGAAGAAAGACUCGACAUCAUGAAGGUGAUGAUAACGGGUCCUUCUGACACUCCGUAUGAGAACGGCUGCUUUGAGUUUGAUGUGUAUUUCCCACCAGACUACCCCACAUCUCCACCCCUAAUUAAUCUGGAGACCACAGGAAACCACACUAUUAGAUUCAACCCAAAUCUUUAUAAUGAUGGAAAGGUGUGCUUAAGUGUGUUGAACACCUGGCAUGGUAGACCAGAAGAAAAAUGGAAUGCUCAAACUUCAAGUUUUCUACAGGUUUUGGUGUCUAUACAGUCCUUGAUUCUAGUCUCAGAACCUUACUUCAAUGAGCCGGGAUACGAACGAUCAAGAGGCACGCCAUCGGGCACUGCCAGCUCCCGAGAGUACGACGCCAACAUCCGACAAGCCACUGUUAAGUGGGCCAUGUUAGAACAAAUCAAGAACCCCACCCCCUGCUUCCGGGAGGUCAUUCACAAACACUUCUGGCUGAAGAGGCACGAGGUGUUAAAACAGUGCGAGAACUGGAUAGCAGAGAUGGAGUCCUACAGCAAUGAUAAACGAACAGGGAGGACGAUAGCUCACAGUACUCUAGCACUUAAACGACACUAUAACCAAUUACGAGAAGAGAUUGCCAAAAUGAAGCCACCGGAGGGGCUAGAAGAUGAGGAGGGGGGAGAGACCAUCGACCCCCAGGGGGUGCAUUUCUCCACAGACUCCGCCUUGUCCUCAGCAAUGAACAGCUCACAGAUGGGGGCGAUAGAAAACUUAAUCACAGACUCGAAUUCAAAUUCCGUCUUAGAGGAUGGAUUUUGCUAGCAUAUGUAGUGCGAUAGAGGUAAUAUGAAUUCCAGUUUAUGAAGUGACUACAUGGAUUUUGCCGCUGUGACCACAAUUUGGAUGGUGGCUGUGUAACAAGGAAUGGCUAGUCAUAAUAUGGAUCAUCUAGAGAGUGCUAGCAGCUCUCUGAAGAGCUGUUUGUUUUUGUGAUAUGCUGAAAUUGUGAUAUUUGUAACAGAAUUCAGUCUUCUUAUGAUUUAUUUGUGUGUGUAUAUUGUGAGGAACUUAAUGAUGUGAAUGAGUGUUUGUAUGUAUUAUUAUGUACUUUGGAUGAUUUUUCUGAAAUCUGGAGGACAGUUCUUCAGAGUGUAUUCAGAUGGGGAUCGAAUUUUCAUUUUUACCUGAUUAUUGCAUUCAAAGUUCCGCUAUUCCUUUUAGCUUUUAAGAUUGAAAACCCUGGGCUAAUAUGCAUUGCUUUUUUAAUCUAAUAUACAUGUACGAAGAUUGUGGCGUAUGUGUUACAGAAAAAAAUAUUAUAUAAAGGAGAGCUAUGGUAUUUAAAUAUUUGUUGAUGUUAAUAUAUGAUUAAUAUUAAUAUUGGCAGCAUCCGAUUGUUACUACAUGUAUAUUCCAGUUUUCAUGAUGUAAAGUUAUUUAUUUCCCAUAUGUGUAUAAACCAAAUGGUCUAACUGUUUAUACCUGACUGUACAUCAUGGAAUUGUAUUGAAGAACAGAGAAUUUAUUGAAAAGAAAUCCAUAUGUGUAUAUGGAUGAAAAAUAUAAAGAUGAUGUUUUGUCUAAGUACAUGGUGUAUUGGACAAAGUUACUGGAUGUAUUGGUUGAAUCCUUUGCUCCUUGUUGCCGAGUUGACUCUUGACAUACAUGUACCAUUGCUGUUAAUGACUUUCUCUAUAAAUGAAUUAUUCUAUUAAUGUAUGUCCAACUUUGGAAAAUCUAUUCUUAAUUGUUUUGUCAAUUGCAGGUGUUCACCAAAUUUCAUCAAAUUUGAAUAAAUUAAAGAUACUUUGUAUA
Molecule: messenger RNA, 15732 nt
Organism: Saccostrea cuccullata (small rock oyster)
Lineage: Eukaryota; Metazoa; Mollusca; Bivalvia; Ostreida; Ostreidae
Product: baculoviral IAP repeat-containing protein 6-like
Exons: 59
Coding region: 178-14739 (4853 amino acids)
Biological process (GO): apoptotic process; regulation of cytokinesis
Molecular function (GO): ubiquitin-protein transferase activity
Source: RefSeq, a predicted model, not a curated record